GAUCCAACGGCUGCUACCAGCGCUGCGUCUUGUCACUAUUGAAUGCGAAGCAUAAGGACGGCCGAACGCACAGGUGUUUGUCGCGGCCGGGCAACGCAACGGACCACACCUGGCUCAGAGCUCUUGACUAGGUCCCCGGCGGUCGCGGCUUCCCUUCCGCCGGACGCGGGCCGGCGGCUGGCGUCAUGGCGUCGCGGCGUAACAGCUGCUGCCGCCUCGAGCUAGCUGCCUCGCUCGAGGGAGCGCUGGCUGCAGCAGCCGUGGUGGUGGCCGCGGCUGCUACAGCUGCUACUGCUGCUACUACCGGCGGCAGCGGCAGCAGGGGCAAUGACCCCGGCGGCGACAUCAGUAGCAGCCGUGCAGCCGCAAGCGGCGCCGCCGGCGGUGGCAUGACACGUGCCGGCAGCCUUGCGGGGGGCGGUCUGUGUGUUAGCCUGAGCGGCCGCCUCGACAGUGGCUGCCUUGCCCGGCUGCUGUCAGACGGGAUGCUCUUUGGUGACGGCGGCGGCGGGGGCGGUCCCAGUGGCGGUAGUGGUGGGGGUGGGGGUGGCGGGUGGACGCCCGGCGAUGGCGGCGCUUUGCUGCGUCACUACAGCGCGCGAUCACUGGAGGCUGAGCUGCGAGUGGACCAGCUGCUGGCUUCUGCAGGCCCCUGCGGCGGCGGCGGCGGUGGCGGCGGCGGCGGCGAUGGUGCCGGCGGCGGGGGCCGUGACGACGCAUUGGCCGCCGCCCAGAGCCCGUCGUCGCCGUUACCUGCUGGGCUGGUGGUGACGCCUUCCGCGUACUUCUGCCCUUCGCCUACGUCGCCUCCGCCUCCACCGCGAGCAGAAGCGGCUGGUGGCGAAGCUGCUAGUGGACCCGGCGGCGGCCGCCGCCAGCCGCAGCCGCAGCCCCAGACGCAGACGCAGCCUCAGCCGCCGCCGCCGCCGCCGCCAGUGGUGGUGGUCCGGACCGACAGCACCUUCUCGGUCGCGGCCUCCGCCGCUGCGAACGCCUUCGCGAUGGAGCCCGAGGAUGCCACCACCGCGGCAGUAGCAGCAGCUGCAGCUGCUGCUGCGGCUGCUGCGCGUGGCGAUGGCAGUAGCAGCAGUGCACGGCGGCUGGCGGGCGGUGGCGGCGGCGGCGGUGGGCCUGCCGUCAUUACGCUUUGCUGCAGUGAAGCCCUAAUGGAAGGCGCAAGCAGCGCGGCUGCCGCUGGCAGUGACAGGUCCCAGCUGGGCUGCGCUGUUGCAGCCGUAGGUGUGGCCGUAGGUGCGGCCGUGGCGUCUGCGCAGGCUGCUGAUGCUAUGGCGCAGGCCCACGCCACCGCCGCCGACGCACCAGCUGCGGACGCGCACGCGCAGCAGCCGCUCGGCAGCGACCGCGUGUCUAUGGGGCCGCCGCCGCCACCGCCGCCUGCUGCACCUGUCGCCUCCCCCUGCAACCGGGCUGUGAUGCAGCCACCGCCACCACCGCCACCACAGGCGCAGCCUUACGCGGCGGCACAGCCGCCCAGUCACGGCCCAGUCGCAGCCGCGGCCGCACACCCGUGGCACCAGCAGCACCCGCACCCGAACUACCAUUCCCACCCUCAUCCCAAUCCCCAUCACCCCCACAUGGGCGGUCCACAGCCCGAGCCUCCGCUGCCGCCUCCGCCGCACGGCGGUUACGGCUACGGGUACGGCUACCCGCCGCCCCCGUGGCACUACUACGAGCCGCACCACGCCAUGCCACCGGUACCACCACUGACCGCACCACUGCCGUACGCGCGGCCGCCGCCGCCACCGUAUGCCUACGCGCCGCCGCCGGCACCGCCACGAAGCCAUGGCGGCAUGAUGCCUCCGCCACCGCAACCGCCGCCGCCACACGGGUACUACGCCCCUCCGCCGCAACCACCGCCACAGUACAACCAGCCGCCACCGCCGUACGUGUACGGUGAGCGCCACAGCCACCUGUACCAGCAACCGUACUACCCAGCGCCCGACCAGCAGCCCCACCAACAGACCCCGUACGAGUACGGCAACGGGGCCGUCGAUGGUGCCGGCGGCGCCUGCGCCCUCUGCGAUGGCGGCAGUUGGUGUCCGUACCACGUGCCACGGCGGGAGUCCUCCGGAUCAACCGUGAACAACGGCACCGGCAGCCACCGCCGCCUGUCAACUGGCGGCUGCCGCGGCGCUGCUGGCGGCGCGGCAAUGGUUGCGGUGCCCGUCGGCACAGCAGGCGACGCCUGGCCAGCAGCAGCAGCGGCGGGUUCGGUGCCGCAGUGUGGGUCGUUGCCAUCGCCACGGCCCCCAACGCGGCUAAUCGCGACGGCCUCUGUGGGCUCGGGUGUUAUCAAUGGCCAAGGCCGAGGCGGCGGCUGCGGCAGUUGUGCUGAGGCGUCCCGGCCUACCGCAGCUGAGCAGACGAGCGCCGUGUCACCGCCGGUGCCGCCGCCGAUUGCUCCUGCGUCAGACCAGCAGCAGUAUGAACAACCGCCCAUGCCGACCUCUGUGGCUGGCGGUGCUGGCGGCCCCGCCGGCGCUGCUACUGCCACUGCUACUGCCACUGACAACGACGCGGCCCACGCCGCCCAUGCGCAGCGGCCUGCUGGGGAUGAGGGCCCCACUGCUGCCCGCCAGCCCCGCCGCUGCGACGACUACUACGAUUACUGGCGUUAUGGGGAGGGCGAACGUCAUCGCUACCCGCUCAUGUACCAGCAGCAGCCCCCGCCGCCGCCACAGCAACACCCGCCGCAGCACCCGCCGCACCCUUACCCAUACCUGCCCAUCCACCCGCAUCAUCAGCUGCACCACCACAAGUCAUACCACCAGCUGCACUUGCCGCAGUUACAUCCGCACCAGCAGGCGGCGCCGCCACCGGCGGGGUACCUGCAGCUGCCGCCGCCGCCACCUCUCUUCAUCACGCCACCACCGCCAGCGCAGCCGGCGCAGCGCGACGAGCAUGGCGACCUCAGGGCUGUGCCCAACAGCGGCGCAGGUCCUGCAACCACUGUCAACCAGGCACCGCCUGCUGACGGCGCUGCUGCUACAGCCACUACUGCUCCCACAGCAACUGCCACUACUGCUGUAGCUACUGCUGGCUACCGCCCGCGUCAGUCCAGUGCUUUUAGCGAUUGCAGCAUAGCGCUUCGCGACCUGCUGUGCAGGAGCGGCAGCGUCAACGCAGCUGGCGGUGGCGGUGGCGAAGUGUUCAGCCGCCGCGGCAGCGGCGCCGUCACACCUGGACUGGUCCAGCAGCUGACGGGCGGCGGCGACAGCGACGCGGAGGGCAUGAGGGUCGCGAUGGCGGCGCUGCUUAGCGGCGGCGCCGUGGGCGCAGCGGAGGAGGACGAGGCCACCGCCGCCGCUGACUGGCUGCACAACAGUAACGGUAACAGAAAUGGUGGCCGAGGCGUUAACGGCGAUGGCCAGCACGGAGCAUCAUCAGUGCCGCCGCCACAGCCGCCGCCGCCGCACCCAUGCAAAGCGCCGCACGGCUACGGCGCCUAUCUCCGCCGGGCCGCUGCCGCGGCUGCAGCAGCAGCGGCAGGCGCUAUGCAAGGCUGUAGCAGCGCCAGUGCUGCAACAGCCACAGCCGCGGCCACCGGGUCGGAUGCAGCUGCUGCUGGCGGCGGCACCAUGUAUCCACUGCACGUGCUGUGCGGCAGCGGCAGCGUGGGCACAGCCCGGAACGAAUCCAGCGGCGGCGGCAAUAGCAGCUGCCGGUCUGCAUUGCCGACAGCUUUUGGGUCGGAGCUUUCUGGCGCCGGUGCCGCCCAGCCACCAUACAACCAUCCGGGUUGCGCUGUUGGGGAUGGCACGAUGCAGCCACCGUCAACAGCAGCAGGACGCACAGCUGAUGCGACCGCCAACGAAACGCACCCGCGCCAUGUGCUGCUGCCACAGACAUCUGCGACACCAUUAGGUGGAGCGUCACCGGGUCAGGCCCAGACUCAGAUGGAGGCUCGCACCCAGCGCUCAGUGCCAGAGUCAGAGGCGCCAGUGGCGGCGGCUUCGCCGCUGGCGCCGGCGCCGCCGCGCGCCCGCGCUCCCAAGCGGUCUGCGGCUGUAGCAGCCCUGACCCAGAUCGCGGUGCACGCCCGCGGCGGCUUCAGCUGCGGUGGCGGCAGCAGCGCGGCAAGCGGCGAUGACGACGACUACUCCGCAUCCGAGGCUGAUGAGGACGAGGAGGAGGAGGACGAGGACGAGGAGGACGAAGAGAUGGAGUGGGCUGUGGAGACGCCGCAGUCACAACGCGGCACCGUGUCGACCGCUGGCCACCGAGGAUCAGCUGGCGUCAGUAGUAGCAGUAGCAAGGGGCGUCAGAGGGCAGCUACUGUCAGCAAGCACGCGCGCCGUGGGGCCGUCGCAGGGGAUGGGGCCGCUGGCGGCGGCAGCGGCAGCUGCAGCGGCAAGCGCCGUGCGACCGGCGGCGGCGCCUCCACCGCCGCACUACCGAAGCCGCUCUCGGUCGUGGUCCAGCAGGCUGUCGCGGCGGCAGUCAACGGGGCUGCUGGCAGUUUGGCCGGUGCUGCUGGUGCGGGUGGCGCGGGCGAGAAGGAGGAGGAUGGUGGCUGCAAGAAGCGGUCGAGCCAGUACCGCGGCGUGACGCGCCACCGCCGCAGCGGCAGGUGGGAGGCCCACAUCUGGGUCAAGGAGAUGGGCCGCCAGGUCUACCUGGGCGGCUAUGAGGAGGAGGCCCACGCGGCCGAGGCGUACGACGUGGCGGCGCUCAAGUGCAAGGGCGCCAAGGCCGGCGUGCGCACCAACUUCGAGCUGGGCCGCUACUCGGGCCUGCUGGCCAGCCUGCCGCACAUCAGCCUGGAGGAGCUCAUCAUGGCGGUGCGGCGACAGAGCCAGGGCUUCUCCCGCGGCUCCUCCAGCUACCGCGGCGUGACGGCGCACCCCAGCGGCCGCUGGGAGAGCCGCAUCGGCAUCCCCGGCUCCAAGCACAUUUACCUGGGCCUGUUCGAGGGCGAGCGCGACGCGGCGGCGGCGUACGACAGGUCGUUGGUGCGGCUCAAGGGGCCAACCGCCGCAACCAACUUCUCGCUGUCCGAGUACCGCUCCGAACUGUCCGAGUUCCACGUGUACGGCAACGCCUCGGUGCUGCGCGACGCCCGCCUUGCCUCCGUGACCGCUGGCUCCGGCCCCGACUUUGAGAAGUGGAUCAAGUCCGGCUUCGGCGCCUUCCCACACCUCAGCGCCGCAGACUUCGGGCAUGGCGGCGGCACCACCACCAGCAUUGACGGCGGCGGCCCUGACAGCCCUGUCGGCGUGGGCAGCUCUGGUGCUACGGAUGCGGGAGAGCCGACACCAGCAGCAGCCUCGGCCUCUGCCGCGGCACACAGCCCCAGUCCUAUUGCCGCCGUGAUGGCAAUGGCGGCGGCGGCGUCCGCAGCAGUGGCCGUUUCCCCCACCGGACGCUCGUAAAUUGUUGCGGAAAGGAAUUGCUGACGUCUAGGGGCCAGUCGGGCUGCGGCGGCACACUGGUUAGUUUGUGUGUGCCGCGCAGCAGUGCAAUAGUGCAUGACGUUGAAAGGAUGGCAUGACGGUGCGUGGUCCGCGUUGGUGCAUGAUUGGUAUUGACCAGCUUGGAAGGUUGACCUGACCCGUCAUUUGCCCCGCCAGCCGUUAUACCGUACCAUGCAUGGCAGGCAGGCCUUGCAUCUUGAGUUCUUGACUGUUGAAGCGGGAUCAACAGCCCUGAUUGCGGAUGAAUGGAUCUUUAUGUAUGGUUUAAGCACAUGGGGCUGCAUGCAGUCGGGCAACAACGCACCGAGUCUGUGGAGCAGCUGUUUGAUACAGUCUGGUGCGAGGGUUUUGGGUUGCGAUGCCGCGCGAUAAGCGGUGGCCGCAGUGGAGUGCAGCCAAAAUGUGGGCUUCAGUAUCUACGCUGGAGGAAUAAAUGAUGUAAAUUUAAUACCUG
This is a messenger RNA of Chlamydomonas reinhardtii, 5889 nucleotides long. RefSeq lists its product as uncharacterized. Gene Ontology annotation, biological process: regulation of DNA-templated transcription. Bases 186 to 5393 code for a protein of 1735 amino acids. The record is from RefSeq and is a predicted model, not a curated record. NCBI's taxonomy places the organism in Eukaryota, Viridiplantae, Chlorophyta, Chlorophyceae, Chlamydomonadales, Chlamydomonadaceae. The transcript is spliced from 5 exons. Gene Ontology annotation, molecular function: DNA binding; DNA-binding transcription factor activity.